This is a messenger RNA of Durotheca rogersii, 2296 nucleotides long. RefSeq names its product Ribokinase-like protein. Gene Ontology annotation, biological process: purine ribonucleoside salvage. Lineage: Eukaryota; Fungi; Ascomycota; Sordariomycetes; Xylariales; Xylariaceae. The record is from RefSeq and is a predicted model, not a curated record. Gene Ontology annotation, cellular component: nucleus; cytosol. Gene Ontology annotation, molecular function: adenosine kinase activity. The coding region runs from base 418 to 1848 and encodes 476 amino acids. The transcript has 3 exons.
UCGUAGGUAGGUAGAGAAUGGGACAUGGGAUAGUGAUGAUGUACGGGACCUCUCGGCGGCGGGGAAGACGGAAUUCUCGGGGCCGGCCUACGCUAUAUGGGCUUAGGGCAUGAUAUCAUACGAUGGACCGCUACGGUUUCUGGGCCCGGGUCGGCUUGUUCUCCAGGGCUAAGAGGCGUCGAUUCUAUUACUACGUAGCAGUACCAAAGCAUAUACGUGCUGGAGCAGGCAUAUAAAGAGAGGAGGGGAGUAAAAAUACCUAUUCAGACUUGUUUUAAUUUCCUUCCUCGCUACAUCCUACGUCCAUUCCUUAUUCCCCCCCACUUACCUCCUACCCCGCUUACAUACAUAGUCCGUCGGUGCAUAUCUCCGUAUUUAGAAUCGGAGAGGUCAAUCCCCGCGCAUGCACCCCCAUUGAUGUAUGUCGCAUAUACGCACAUACUGGUAUACGCACUGUUGGAUAACACGCUGGCGAUGCAGAUGCCGUUAUCCAGAUAUUCCUCCUUCUCCGCCUCCACGUCGUCCGGGCUGAUCCCUCGGACAAUCUCUCGAGGGCUGCGGUCCUACUAUAACCCCACCAGGACCAGGCCGGGGUUGACGAGCUGCAGCACCUUUUUUUAUAACGGCAAUAAUAUCUCACCCCACCAUCCGCUCUGCCGUCCUCUUACCACGACACAAUCACCACGCCCAUUCCCGCCAACACCUCUCCCACCCUGCCGUUCCUCGCCCUCCUACCACCUCCCUUCGCCCAUCCCAUCGUCCGCUGCCGUGACAGCCCGACAGCUUCAAGGACCGCUAGCACAGUCAGCGCGACGACACUCGUCCACCAUGGCUGCGAAUCAGGAAUACCCCCUGCUGUGCUUGGAGAACCCUCUCCUUGACAUCCAGGCCGUCGGUACCGAGGAGCUCCUCAAAAAGUACGAUCUCAAGGCGAACGACGCCAUCCUCGCCUCCGAGAAGCACCUGCCUCUGUACGACGAGCUGCUGUCGGGCUACGACGCGAAGCUGAUCGCCGGCGGCGCCGCGCAGAACACGGCGCGCGGCGCGGCCUACGUGCUGCCGCCGGACAGCGUGGUCUACCUCGGCGGCGUCGGCGACGACAAGUACGCGGCGAUCCUGCGCGACGCCGUGCGCCAGGCCGGCCUGCGCGUCGAGUACCGCGUCGACCCGGUCGCGCCCACGGGCCGCUGCGGCGUCGUCAUCACCGGCCACAACCGCAGCCUCUGCACCGACCUCGGCGCCGCCAACCACUACGACCUCGCCCACCUGCGCUCCCCCGCCGUCUGGCCCCUCGUCCGCGCCGCCCGCUUCUACUACGUCGGCGGCUACCACUUCACCGUCUGCCCCGACGCCAUCCUCGCCCUCGGCGAGGAGGCCGCCGCCCACGGCAAGACCUUCAUCGUCAACGUCUCCGCCCCCUUCAUCCCUGAGUUCUUCAAGGACCCCCUCGACGCCUCCUCCAAGUACUGGGACUACGUCGUCUGCAACGAGAGCGAGGCCGCCGCUUACGCCCGCUCCCACGACCUCCCCGCCCCCGUCCAGGCCGACGUCGCCGCCAUCGCCCGCCACCUCGCCGGCCUCCCCAAGGCCAACACCGCUCGCCCCCGCAUCGCCGUCAUCACCCAGGGCACCGAGCCCACCAUCGUCGCCGUCCAGGGCGAGGCCGAGGUCCGCCGCUUCCCCGUCCACGCCAUCGAUGCCUCGCUCAUCAACGACACCAACGGUGCCGGCGACGCCUUCGCCGGCGGCUUCGUCGCCGGCCUCGUCCAGGGCGUGCCCCUCGAGACCGCCGUCGACAUGGGCCACUGGCUCGCUCGCCUCAGCAUCCAGGAGCUGGGUCCUUCGUAAGUGAUCCUUUCCCCUUGCCUUCCUCCCGCCCUGCAUCCUUUGAACCCCCGCAAUACCCUUUCGCGUCCUAAGCGUAUAAUUGGGCCCCCUUUCCCGUGCACGUACAUCACCCGGUCGAGUAAUUAAAAAGUCUCUCCCACCUGGGGCGAUUUUAUAAUUCUCAGUCGAAAGCAACUAUAUAAAGAGCGUGUCUGUGCGGCGGGCAGUAACAGUUAUUUGACAUAACUCAAGGGGUGCCCAGCUCGAUCUUCCCCCUAUUGCCCCUUUAUUACUACUACCAUUACCGUAUCCAUCCCAUCUCAGAAGAAUUAUUAAUUCCUCCCCCCUUCGCCUCCCCCUUCGCCAAUCCCCUCUUCCUGCCCCUUCCUGCUCCCUUCCGGGUAGCUUUCCGCGGUGCGCCACAAGUUCGGGGUAGGACCCGAGGAAGAAAAAAAAAAGAUGACAAUGA